Molecule: messenger RNA, 165 nt
Organism: Candidula unifasciata
Lineage: Eukaryota; Metazoa; Mollusca; Gastropoda; Stylommatophora; Geomitridae
Source: the annotation of a GenBank genome assembly
AUGGAACAUCGAGAACAGACAAUGUCUUUGAUGAACAGGCCCGAUGAGCGAAAUGAGCGGAGGCGUGAAGAAGCGCGCCGUGCUCGAGCUAACCAGGCCAGGCCACUUGCAGAACCCGAAACUAUUCAAGUCUUCCAGGGGGAUAGUACAUUCAGCAGAGUUACA